AUGAGCACGGGAGCCAAGAAGCGGAUUUUGAAGGAGUAUGGCGAGUGCAUGAAUGACAUGCCUACGGGCAUGACGAUCAACUUUGAUGAGAAGAACAUGACCAAGUGGGAAGUUCUGAUGGAGGGACCGGAACAGUCGACGUAUGCUGGCGGUCAUUUUAAGCUCGAAAUCACAUUCCCGACCGAUUACCCUUUCAAGCCACCGGUCGUAAGCUUCCGCACCAAAAUCUACCACCCCAACGUCAGCAACGACGACAAAGGGUCCAUGUGCUUGGGCUUGCUACGGCCAGAGGAGUGGAAGCCUCCGAACAAGGUCGUGUCCGUCCUCCGCCUGAUCCAAACGCUACUCAUUGAGCCCAAUCCCGACGAUGCUAUUGAGCCCUCGAUUGCCAACGAGUAUCGCGAGAACCGCAAGGAGUUUGAGAAGAAUGCAAAGGACUGGGUCAAGCGUUAUGCAAAGUGA
Plenodomus lingam JN3 is the source of this 462-nucleotide messenger RNA. RefSeq lists its product as uncharacterized. Lineage: Eukaryota; Fungi; Ascomycota; Dothideomycetes; Pleosporales; Leptosphaeriaceae. The record is from RefSeq and is a predicted model, not a curated record.